Nerophis lumbriciformis (worm pipefish) is the source of this 1086-nucleotide messenger RNA. NCBI's taxonomy places the organism in Eukaryota, Metazoa, Chordata, Actinopteri, Syngnathiformes, Syngnathidae. The record is from RefSeq and is a predicted model, not a curated record.
AUGGACAACAAGAGCGGAAUGGUGGCAAAAAUCCACACCAGGAUAAGAUCGGAUCCCUUCGCGGCCAAUUAUGAGCUGGCUGCCAAAGAACUGGGCCGGGGAAAGUUUGCUGUGGUGAAGAAGUGCACGGAGAAAGCGACCGGCAAGCAGUACGCCGCCAAGUUCCUGCGAAAGCGGCGGAAGGGCCAGGACUGCCGCGUGGACAUUCUCAACGAAAUCGCCGUGCUGGAGCUGGCCAAGUGCAACCCGUACGUAGUGGCUCUGCACGAGGUCUACGAGACGACCACGGAGAUCGUGCUGGUGCUGGAAUGUGCCGCCGGUGGCGAGAUCUUCGAUCAAUGCGUCGCCGAUAACGACGAUGCCUUCAAGGAGCAAGAUGUGAUCCGGUUGGCCCGGCAGAUCUUAAUGGGGGUGGACUUCCUGCAUCGGAACAAUGUGGUGCAUCUGGAUCUAAAGCCGCAGAACAUUUUGCUGACCAGCGCCAGGCCUUUGGGUGACAUCCGGAUAGUUGACUUCGGCCUGUCCAGACGGGUGGAUAGCAUCAGCGAGGUCCGGGAGAUUCUGGGUACUCCGGAGUAUGUUGCUCCCGAGAUUCUCAACUACGAACCCAUCAGCACCGCUACAGACAUGUGGAGCAUCGGCGUUCUGACCUACGUCAUGCUAACCGGCGAGUCGCCCUUCCUGGGCGAAGACAAGCAGGAGACAUUUCUCAACAUCUCCCAGGUCAACGUGGAGUACUCGCACGACACCUUCCAGGACAUCUCGCCGCCGGCCGUCGACUUCAUCAAGUCCCUGUUGGUGAAAAACCCCAGGAAGAGAGCCACAGCUGAGGAAUGCCUAAGCCACCCUUGGCUGAACCCGCUCCCCCUCGCGCACCACCACCUCCAGCCCGCGCUGUCCUCGUCAUCCCUGGACGGCAGCGACGCCAGCCAGUCCGAGUCGGAGCCCGAGAGCCCGGCGCCGUCUCCGGAGCUCGGCCUGAUGGGCUCCUUCCUGGCGUGCCCGUGCCAGGGCGAGCUGAAGACUGGCUGCGGCUCCUUCUCUUUCGCCCCUCUGCCCGAAAUACAGCAGGAACUCAUCUGCUGA